Molecule: messenger RNA, 404 nt
Organism: Closterium sp. Naga37s-1
Lineage: Eukaryota; Viridiplantae; Streptophyta; Zygnematophyceae; Desmidiales; Closteriaceae
Source: the annotation of a GenBank genome assembly
AUGACGAGUCGCACUGCGCUGCUAUCAGCAGCCGCCGCGUGCCGCCAGCAGCGCAAUCUCCGCCACUUGCUCUCCGCCGCGCCAUUCUCUUCCGCCGCUGCUCCGCCACUCUUGCGCCCCUCAUCCCCCUCCCCGACGUCCCCCGCCGCCGCCGCCUCCCCCGCGCCCGCAACCGGCUCCUCUUCCGCUCAUUGCGCUGCUUCCGCGUCUCCCGCUGGUUUCCCCUUCGUCCCGUCGCGCCUUGCUAUCGUAACGGCGGAGAAGGACUUUAGCGUGGCGGAUCUGGUGAUUCAGGAGUCCACCAGACCCAAGGAGCCACUGAGUCUGCGCGCGCUCAAGUUCGGGUCGCAGUUAUCAGAGCACAUGCUGCUGGUGCCACACCCCUUCCCCCAUCUCCAGUCCUG